Molecule: messenger RNA, 1158 nt
Organism: Dovyalis caffra
Lineage: Eukaryota; Viridiplantae; Streptophyta; Magnoliopsida; Malpighiales; Salicaceae
Source: the annotation of a GenBank genome assembly
AUGGGCAUAAAGUGUAUUCACAAUCACAGCUAUAUAUGCUUUUUCUUGCCCCCUUUGGUUUCCAUUCCUCGAUUGAGCUUCCGAAGUAAAGCAUUAGGAGGUGAUGGAUUACCAGGAACGAAAGACACCUCUCUUGUGGUUUGCUUUGGGGAAAUGCUAAUUGACUUUGUCCCAACCACUAGUGGACUUUCAUUGGCUGAUGCACCAGCAUUUAAAAAGGCUCCAGGUGGUGCACCUGCUAAUGUUGCUGUCGGUAUUGCUCGUCUUGGUGGUUCAUCGGCAUUUAUAGGGAAGGUUGGUGAAGAUGAGUUUGGAUACAUGCUUGCUGAAAUAUUGAAGGAGAAUAAUGUGAACAGUGAAGGGAUGCGUUUUGAUCCUGGUGCACGGACUGCUUUAGCAUUUGUUACAUUAAGAAGUGAUGGGGAACGUGAAUUCAUGUUUUACCGUAAUCCUAGUGCAGAUAUGUUGCUUCAAGAAGCUGAACUUGAUUUAGAUUUGAUUAGAAAGGCAAAAAUCUUUCAUUAUGGCUCUAUAAGUCUUAUAACAGAGCCAUGCAAGUCAGCUCACAUUGCAGCAGCAAAAGCUGCUAAGGAUGCAGGUGUCGUUCUGUCCUACGAUCCUAACCUGAGGCUUCCACUAUGGCCUUCUGCAGAUAGUGCCAGAGAAGGGAUUCUGAGCAUUUGGGACUCUGCUGAUAUUAUCAAGAUAAGUGAAGAAGAGAUAUCUUUCUUGACUAAAGGACAAGAUCCAUAUGAUGAUGAUGUUGUUCGUAAGCUAUACCAUCCAAAUCUUAAAUUGCUUCUUGUCACCGAGGGACCAGAGGGCUGUAGGUAUUACACCAAAGAGUUCAGUGGCAGAGUGAAGGGUUUAAAGGUGGAUGCUGUGGACACCACCGGUGCUGGGGAUGCUUUUGUUGCUGGAAUAUUGUCACAACUAGCUAAGGAUCUCUCCUUGCUCCAGUGUACUUCAUCUUGUAACUUUAUAAAGCACUUUCCGCCUGACCGAAUUCUUUCAAUCUUUAAGAAUGAGGACGGAUUGAGAGAAGCUCUCAAGUUUGCCAAUGCCUGUGGGGCAUUGACCGUGAAGGAGAGAGGUGCGAUUCCAGCUUUGCCGACUAGAGAAUCUGUGCUCAGUGCCAUCCUUCAUUCUGUUGGAUAG